This is a messenger RNA of Closterium sp. Naga37s-1, 4701 nucleotides long. Lineage: Eukaryota; Viridiplantae; Streptophyta; Zygnematophyceae; Desmidiales; Closteriaceae. The record is from the annotation of a GenBank genome assembly.
AUGCUCUCCCCAGCCGCCCCAGAGUGUCGCGAUGAUCUCCUCGGCCGCCCCAGAGCGUCGCGAUGCUCUCCCCGGACGCCCCAGAGCAUCGCGAUGCUCUCCCCGGACGCCCCAGAGCGUCGCAAUGCUCUACCCCGGACGCCCCAGAGCGUCACGAUGCUCUCCCCAGCCGCCCUAGAGCGUCGCGAUGCUCUCCUCGGUCGCCCCAGAGCGUCGCGAUGCUCUCCCCGGACGCCCCAGAGCGUCGUGAUGCUCUCCCCGAACGCCCCAGAGCGUCGCGAUGCUCUACCCGGACGCCCCAGAGCGUCACGAUGCUCUCCCCAGCCGCCCCAGAGCGUCGCGAUGCUCUCCUCGGCCGCCCUAGAACGUCGCGAUGCUCUCCCCGGACGCCCUAGAGCGUCGUGGUGUUCUCCUCGGACGCCCCAGAGCGUUGCGAUGCUCUCCCCGAACGCCCCAGAGCGUCGCGAUGCUCUCCCUGGACGCCCCAGAGCGUCGCGAUGCUCUCCCCGGACGCCCCAGAGCGUCGCGAUGCUCUCCCCGGACGCCCCAGAGCGUCGCUAUGCUCUCCCUCGACGCCCCAAAGCGUCCCGAUGCUCUCCCCGGACGCCCCAGAGCGUCGCGAUGCUCUCCCUGGACGCCCCAGAACGUCGCGAUGCUCUCCCCGGACGCCCCAGAGCGUUGCGAUGCUCUACCCGGACACCCCAGAGCGUCGCGAUGCUCUCCCCAGCCGCCCCAGAGCGUCGCGAUGCUCUCCUGGACGCCCCAGAGCGUCGCGAUGCUCUCCCCGGACGCCCCAGAGCGUCGCGAUGCUCUCCCUGGACGUCCCAGAGCGUCGUGAUGCUCUCCCCGGACGCCCCAGAGCGUCGCGAUGCUCUCCCUGGACGCCCCAGAGCGUCGCGAUGCUCUCCCGGGACGCCCCAGAGCGUCGCUAUGCCUUCCCCGGACGCCCCAGAGCGUCGCGAUGCUCUCCCCGGACGCCCCAGAGCAUCGCGAUGCUCUCCCCGGAUGCCCCGGAGCGUCGCGAUGCUCUCUCCGGACGCCCCAGAAGCGUCGCUAUGCUCUCCCCUAACGCCCCAGAGCGUCGCGAUGCUCUCCCCGGACGCCCCAGAGCGUCGCGAUGCUCUCCCCGGACGCCCCAGAGCGCCGCGAUGCUCUCACCGGACGCCCCAGAGGGUCGCGAUGCUCUCCCCGGACGCCCCAGAGCGUCGCGAUGCUCUCCUCGGUCGCCCCAGAGCGUCGCGAUGCUCUCCCCGGACGCCCCAGAGCGUCGUGAUGCUCUCCCCGGACGCCCCAGAGCGUCGCGAUGCUCUACCCGGACGCCCCAGAGCGUCACGAUGCUCUCCCCAGCCGCCCCAGAGCGUCGCGAUGCUCUCCUCGGCCGCCCUAGAACGUCGCGAUGCUCUCCCCGGACGCCCCAGAGCAUCGCGGUGUUCUCCCCGGACGCCCCAGAGCGUUGCGAUGCUCUCCCCGGACGCCCCAGAGCGUCGCGAUGCUCUCCCUGGACGCCCCGGAGCGUCGCGAUGCUCUCCCCGGACGCCCAGAGCGUCGCAAUGCUCUCCCCGGACGCCCCAGAGCGUCGCUAUGCUCUCCCUCGACGCCCCAAAGCGUCACGAUGCUCUCCCCGGACGCCCCAGAGCGUCGCGAUGCUCUCCCCGGACGCCCCAGAGCGUCGCGAUGCUCUCCCUGGACGCCCCAGAGCGUCGCGAUGCUCUCCCUGGACGCCCCAGAGCGUCGCGAUGCUCUCCCCGGACGCCCCAGAGCGUCGCGAUGCUCUCCCCGGACGCCCCAGAGCGUCGCGAUGCUCUCCCCGGACGCCCCAAAGCGUCGCGAUGCUCUCCCCGGACGCCACAGAGCGUCGCCAUGUUCUACCCGGACGCCCCUGAGCGUCGCGAUGCUCUCCUAAGCCACCCCAGAGCGUCACGAUGCUCUUCCCGGACGCCCCAGAGCGUCGCUAUGCUCUCCCCUAACGCCCCAGAGCGUCGCGAUGCUCUCCCCGGACGCCCCAGAGCGUCGCGAUGCUCUCCCCGGACGCCCCAGAGCGCCGCGAUGCUCUCAUCGGACGCCCCAGAGGGUCGCGAUGCUCUCCCCGGACGCCCCAGAGCGUCGCGAUGCUCUCCUCGGUCGCCCCAGAGCAUCGCGAUGCUCUCCCCGGACGCCUCAGAGCGUCGUGAUGCUCUCCCCGGACGCCCCAGAGCGUCGCGAUGCUCUACCCGGACGCCCCAGAGCGUCACGAUGCUCUCCCCAGCCGCCCCAGAGCGUCGCGAUGCUCUCCUCGGCCGCCCUAGAACGUCGCGAUGCUCUCCCCGGACGCCCCAGAGCAUCGCGGUGUUCUCCCCGGACGCCCCAGAGCGUUGCGAUGCUCUCCCCGGACGCCCCAGAGCGUCGCGAUGCUCUCCCUGGACGCCCCGGAGCGUCGCGAUGCUCUCCCCGGACGCCCAGAGCGUCGCAAUGCUCUCCCCGGACGCCCCAGAGCGUCGCUAUGCUCUCCCUCGACGCCCCAAAGCGUCACGAUGCUCUCCCCGGACGCCCCAGAGCGUCGCGAUGCUCUCCCCGGACGCCCCAGAGCGUCGCGAUGCUCUCCCUGGACGCCCCAGAGCGUCGCGAUGCUCUCCCUGGACGCCCCAGAGCGUCGCGAUGCUCUCCCCGGACGCCCCAGAGCGUCGCGAUGCUCUCCCCGGACGCCCCAGAGCGUCGCGAUGCUCUCCCCGGACGCCCCAGAGCGUCGCGAUGCUCUCCUCGGACGCCCCAGAGCGUCGCUAUGCUCUCCCCGGACGCCCCAGAGCGUCGCGAUGCUCUCCCCGGACGCCCCAGAGCAUCGCGAUGCUCUCACCGGACGCCCCAGAGCGUCGCGAUGCUCUCCCUGGACGCCCCAGAGCCGUCGCGAUGCUCUCCCCGGACGCCCCAGAGCGUCGCUAUGCUCUCCCCGGACGCCCCAGAGCGUCGCGAUGCUCUCCCCGGACGCCCCAGAGCAUCGCGAUGCUCUCCCCUGACGCCCCAGAGCGUCGCGAUGCUGUCCCCGGACGCCCCAGAGCGUCGCGCUGCUCUCCUCGGACGCCCCUGUGCGUCGCGAUGCUCUACCCGGACGCCCCAAAGUGUCGCGAUGCUCUCCCAAACCGCCCCAGAGCGUCGCGAUGCUCUCCCCGGACGCCCCAGAGUGUCGGGAUGCUCUCCUCGGAUGCCCCAGAGCAUUGCGAUGCUCUCCUCGGAUGCCCCAAAGCGUCGCGAUGCUCUCCCCGGACGCCCCAGAGCAUCGCGAUGCUCUCCCCGGACGCCCCAGAGCGUCGCUAUGCUCUCCCCGGACGCCCCAGAGCGUCGCGAUGCUCUCCCCGGACUCCCCAGAGCAUCGCGAUGCUCUCCCUGGACGCCCCAGAGCGUCAUGAUGCUCUCUCCAGACGCCCCAGACCGUCGCGAUGCUCUCCCCGGACGCCCCAGAGCGUCGCGAUGCUCUACCCGGACGCCCCAAAGUGUCGCGAUGCUCUCCCAUACCGCCCCAGAGCGUCGCGAUGCUCUCCCCGGACGCCCCAGAGUGUCGGGAUGCUCUCCCCGGAUGCCCCAGAGCAUUGCGAUGCUCUCCUCGGAUGCCCCAAAGCGUCGCGAUGCUCUCCCCGGACGCCCCAGAGCAUCGCGAUGCUCUCCCCGGACGCCCCAGAGCGUCGCUAUGCUCUCUCCGGACGCCCCAGAGCGUCGCGAUGCUCUCCCCGGACUCCCCAGAGCAUCGCGAUGCUCUCCCUGGACGCCCCAGAGCGUCAUGAUGCUCUCUCCAGACGCCCCAGACCGUCGCGAUGCUCUCCUACGCCGCCCCAGAGCGUCGCGAUGCUCUCCCCUGGCGCCCCAGAUGGCCGCGAUGCUCUCCCCGGACGCCCCAGAGCGUCGCGAUGCUCUCCCCGGACGCCCCACAGCGUCGCGAUGCUCUCCCCGAAUGCCCCAGAGCGUCGCGAUGCUCUCCCCGGGCGCCCCAGAGCGUCGCGAUGCUCUACACGGACGCCCCAGAGCGUCGCGAUGCUCAUCCCGGACGCCCCAGAGCGUCGCUAUGCUCUCCUCGGACGCCCCAGAGCGUCGCGAUGCUCUCCCCGGACGCCCCAGAGCGUCGCGAUGCUCUCCUCGGACGCCCCAAAGCAUCGCGAUGCUCUCCCCGGAGGCCCCAGAGCGUCGCGAUGCUCUCCCCGCACGCCCCAGAGCAUCGCGAUGCUCUCCCUGGACGCCCCAGAGCAUCGCGAUGCUCUCCCCGGACGCCCCAGAGCGUCGCUAUGCUCUCCCCGGACGCCCCACAGCAUCGCGAUGCUCUCCCCGAACGCCCUAGAGCGUCGCGAUGCUCUCCCCGGACGCCCCAGAGCGUCGCGAUGCUCUCCCCGGACGCCCCAGAGCGUCCCAGACGCCCCAGAGCUUCGCGAUGCUCUCGCCAGCCGCCCCAGAGCGUCGCGAUGCUCUCCCCGGACGCCCCAGAGCGUCACGAUUCUCUCCCCGGACGCCCCAGAGCGUCGUGAUGCUCUCCCCAGACGCCCCGGAGCAUCGCGAUGCUCUCCUCGGACGCCCCAGAGCGUCGCGAUGCUCUCCCCGGACGCCCCAGAGCGUCGCGAUGCUCUCCCCGGACGCCCCAGAGCGUCGCGAUGCUCUCCCUGGACGCCCCAGAGCGUCGCGAUGCUCUCCCCAAACGCCCCAGAGCGUCGCGAUGCUCUCCCAAACCGCCCUAGAGCGUCGUGA